AUGAGUUGCUGCUGUCUGGUCGUGUCUUACCAUUUGAUCGUAAAUUUAGUGGACCGUUUUUCGGAAACGCUCCGGGAUAUAGUGUACUGCCGCUGUAGCGGCAAGGGCGACGAUUUAUCGGAACAAUCGGCCAACCAGUGCGGCCAAGUAUCUGCCGUGCCGACAGGUGGGCCGACGGCAGCACCACCGACGUCGGGGUGUGUGUUGACAAACCGGCCACGCUACGUCGUGAUCAACGAUACGGUCGAGUUGGAGCCGUUCUAUUACGACGUCGAUCGGCGGUACAGUGAGUUGCUGCUUCGCGAUCGUCCCGUAGGAACCUGCAUAGUGAGACCGUUCAAGCUGAAACAUGCAACGAUCCGGUACAUCCUGUCCAUCCGUGCGCCCGAAACUUACUUCCAUCUAUUCAUCCGACAUGCCGGCAAGAAUGGGAUGUACGCACUCGGGUUGGAAAAAGAGCAGGAAAAGCGGUUCAAAUUUCCCACCGACAUCGUGCGCUACUACCAGAUCCAUCGGCUCGUGUGUACGCGAGCAAAACAGUCGACAACGCUGCAACUCCAACCGCUACCGAUUUCGGAUGUGGCAAAGGCAGACUCCACCACGGCGGAGGUGACUUAA
This is a messenger RNA of Anopheles marshallii, 618 nucleotides long. RefSeq lists its product as uncharacterized. Gene Ontology annotation, biological process: cell surface receptor protein tyrosine kinase signaling pathway; intracellular signal transduction. Bases 1 to 618 code for a protein of 205 amino acids. The record is from RefSeq and is a predicted model, not a curated record. NCBI's taxonomy places the organism in Eukaryota, Metazoa, Arthropoda, Insecta, Diptera, Culicidae. The transcript is spliced from 2 exons.